CCCGGCCAGCACAAAGCUUUCCAAUCCAAAUCACAACAUGGAAGAGGACGACAACUAUGGCACCGGUGGCCUGAUGGAAGAUCCCGAAGACUACUACCCCUCAACCCCUCCUCCCACGCAGCAAAUCUUCACCCUGGGAAGCGGCAAGCAGGUUGUCCUGAACCUGGUCGGCCACAGCCCUACAGAGGCUCACCACUUAUGGAACGGCGCAAAGAUCAUCGCAGACUACUUUGAAGAGGGCCCCUCGCGGGUACGGAACAAGACGGUGCUGGAGCUCGGGGCUGCGUCGGGGCUGCCUUCGCUUGUGGCGGGCAUCUACGGCGCCAAGAAGGUUGUCAUGACGGAUUUCCCUGAUCCGGAUAUUGUCAUGAACAUGCAGAAGAAUAUCGAUGCGUGUGAUGAGACUACCGAGCCGAGGGGCCAUAUUGCAAAGACUGUUGAUGCGGUUGGCUUUGUCUGGGGCGGAGAUGCCGUGCCUCUCAUUGCUCGUCUUGAAGGCGAUUCAAAUCAAGAGGAAGCGCGGUUUGACGUUUUGAUUCUCGCUGAUUUGCUUUUCCGGCACUCGGAGCAUGGCGCUCUGGUCAAGACUAUCAGGGAGACGAUGAGGUCCUCGCGGGACAGCGCGGCAUAUGUCUUUUUCACUUCUUACAGGCCUUGGAAGAAGGAUUUGGACAUGGGCUUUUUCGACGUGGCGCGGGAGGCGGGCUUUGAGGUGGAGCAGGUGCUGGAGAAGAAGCUGGAGAAGCCGCUGUUUGAGAAUGACCCGGGCGAUUUGGAUGUGCAGAAGACGGUCAAGGGGUUUAUUGUGCGGUGGCCGGAGAGUGUAUGAUGGGGGCUGAUGAAGAAGACUUGCAUUUUAUAUAUUGGAGGGGGUUUUAAAAUAGCGAACUUGGGACUUUGCUUGUUGAAAAUUGAAUGGUAUUUGGGGGGG
Molecule: messenger RNA, 931 nt
Organism: Trichoderma atroviride IMI 206040
Lineage: Eukaryota; Fungi; Ascomycota; Sordariomycetes; Hypocreales; Hypocreaceae
Molecular function (GO): protein-lysine N-methyltransferase activity
Source: RefSeq, a predicted model, not a curated record